Solanum stenotomum is the source of this 432-nucleotide messenger RNA. Its product is annotated as splicing factor U2af small subunit A-like. The annotation marks the transcript as partial. The transcript is spliced from 4 exons. Gene Ontology annotation, molecular function: pre-mRNA 3'-splice site binding. The record is from RefSeq and is a predicted model, not a curated record. Gene Ontology annotation, biological process: mRNA splicing, via spliceosome. Gene Ontology annotation, cellular component: spliceosomal complex; U2AF complex. NCBI's taxonomy places the organism in Eukaryota, Viridiplantae, Streptophyta, Magnoliopsida, Solanales, Solanaceae.
CAUGGCGAUCGAUGUUCGAGGCUCCACACGAAACCCACUAUUAGUCCUACUAUUGUCCUCUUAAAUAUGUAUCAAAGACCUGAUUCAACUGUAACAGUUGAGCCAAAUGAUACUCGUGGAUAUUCCAACUUUAUGCACCUUAAAAAGAUCAGCAGGGAAUUGCGACAUAAGUUCUUUGGAAGGUUUAGGAGAAGGCAUAGCAGAAGCAUAAGCCAAAGCCCUUUGAGGCACCGCAGCUAUGAAGACUACUCUCACAAGAGUCAUAGUAGAAAGUUUAGGGAUGACAGUGAAAAGAGGCGUGCAAGAAUAGAGCAAUGGAAUCGGGAAAAAGAACAGGAAGAACUUGAUAACAUGGAUAAUGCAGACAUUAAUUACAAAAAUGAAAGCAAUGAAAAUGAAUUUGCUCCAAACAAAGAUGAGUAUUAUAACUAG